UCAUGGGUCCCUCUCAGUACACAAUUGCAUACGUCCGCAUGUGCUUCACGGUCUGUCUCUUACAGGUUUAUUUGUGGAUUACUCAGCCCUUCUGGUUUGUGAUUAAUUCGGCAUGAUCCCCUCAGCGACAGCUCUUCCUCUUUUCGCGCUAUUCACGCUGACGUUAGAAAUACCUUUGUCUUCCAAAGUUACGGAUGUAAAAGGAGAUAUGGACCACAUACGGAACCAUGAAACUAAAAAGAAUACUUUGCGACUUGUUACAUUGCAGGUAAUAAGACAUGGAGAGAGGACACCUGUGGAUACCUAUCCGAACGAUCCUUACGUCAAUGAUAAUAUGAAACCUUACGGUUGGGGUCAGCUAACAAAUGAAGGAAGAAGAAAUCAAUACAAUCAAGGAUUGUUUCUGCGAAAGCGUUAUGGUGAUUUUUUAGGUUUGAUGUAUAAUCCCAACAUAUUCUAUCUGCAAUCUACCGGUGUAGAUCGUACGAAAAUGUCAGGCAUGGUGGAAGCCGCUGCUCUAUGGAAACCCAGCAAUAAGCAGUUGUUCAAACUUGAUCUACCUUGGCAGCCAGUCACAUUGUUCUAUCAGGAACGUCAAGAUGACACGCUUAUGUUAGUGUGGAAUACAUGUCCGAAAUAUACAAAACUGCGAUCUUCAGCGAACGAUUUGCCAGAAAUCCAAAAGGUGCACGAAGAUAAUAAGCAAUUGUUCGCGGAGCUCUCGAACUUCACGGGCAUGUCGAUUAGUACUGUCGACGAUGUCAGCUCACUUUAUGCUACGCUAACAGCCGAGAAAGAAAUGAACUUGAUUUUGCCAGAAUGGACAAAGGAUUAUUAUCCCGAUAAAUUACUGUCCUUAACUUUGAUCGAACUGCAGCUUAACACGUAUAACGAUGAGUUCCGCAGACUAAAGGGUGGUCCCAUGUUAAAGAAAAUCAUCAAUGAUAUGCAUGCCAAAAAGGAAGGCACUCUACAACCUAAAAGGAGGAAAAUGUUUAUGUAUAUCGGUCACGACAGCACUAUCGUCACUCUACUAGACACGAUGCACAUUUGGUAUAAUCAAAUACCCCACUAUAAUAUCAUGACGAUAAUAGAACUGCAUGAAGACGAAGAUGAAUGGAAUGUUCAAGUGUUUCUAAGGAACACGACAGCUCACGAACCGUAUCCGAUGGUAAUACCUGGAUGCACUGUUAUAUGUCCUCUUGACAAAUUCGUGGAGAUUUUGAAGCCAAUGAUACCAGAUAACUGGGGGGAAGAAUGCAAGGUCGAUAAUAAUUAUACAACUCCAUCUCCGCCACCUGCAUGA
Messenger RNA from Monomorium pharaonis (pharaoh ant), 1306 nucleotides. RefSeq names its product prostatic acid phosphatase. The transcript is spliced from 8 exons. Lineage: Eukaryota; Metazoa; Arthropoda; Insecta; Hymenoptera; Formicidae. Gene Ontology annotation, molecular function: phosphatase activity. The record is from RefSeq and is a predicted model, not a curated record. Bases 113 to 1306 code for a protein of 397 amino acids. Gene Ontology annotation, biological process: dephosphorylation.